Diachasmimorpha longicaudata is the source of this 2450-nucleotide messenger RNA. RefSeq names its product facilitated trehalose transporter Tret1-like. Bases 130 to 1635 code for a protein of 501 amino acids. The transcript has 4 exons. The record is from RefSeq and is a predicted model, not a curated record. NCBI's taxonomy places the organism in Eukaryota, Metazoa, Arthropoda, Insecta, Hymenoptera, Braconidae. Gene Ontology annotation, biological process: transmembrane transport. Gene Ontology annotation, cellular component: membrane. Gene Ontology annotation, molecular function: transmembrane transporter activity.
CACUAAUAACAAUAAAGGAAAAAUUGAAAACCAGUUUCUCUGUCUCCGAAUAUUGUCAAUGCGCGAGAAAAACUGAGUGUAGCGGACGUGGACGUGUCCCAUUGCUAUCAGUCCUCCUCCUGCACUGUGAUGGACAAGUCGAAGGAGAUGCGCCACCAUGCUGCAUGUACAGCAGGCAGCAGAAGACUACGGCAAACUGCUGCGGCUAUCAUAGCCAAUUUAUCCGGCAUCGCAGGUGGCAUGUUAUCAGCCUGGACAGCACCAAUAAUUCCCCAACUGGAGAAAGAAACGACUCCAGUUGGUACUCGCCCAUUAACGCAGAAUGAAAUCUCAUGGCUGGGUUCAGUGACAGGACUGACGUCUUUAAUUGCCCUGUUAUUCUACGCAGUAGCAGUGAAGAAGAUCGGUAAUAGAAUAAUGGCCUGGACAAUAGCUAUUUCCGCUGCCAGCAGCUGGCUCCUCAUAUACUUUGCCCAGGAUUUUUACUACCUCUUGGUAGCACGUGGCCUAGCUGGAUUUGUCUGUGGUAUAACGUUCUCCAUGAUUCCGGUCUACAUCUGCGAAAUUGCUGAGGACUCGAUCAGAGGCCAAUUGGGGAGUUUCAUGUCCUUUGGCUUCAAUGUGGGUACCCUGGCGUCGUUUGUUCUCGGCGCCAAAUUGUCUUAUCAUGCUUUUGCGUUGUGUGGACUGGUUGUGCCGGUGGCAUUCAUCAUAGGAUUCAUUUUUCUUCCUGAAUCACCGACACAUCUCCUGAGGAGGGGGCACGUCGACAGAGCUACGAGCUCUCUGAUGUGGCUGAGGAGCAACGACAAAACGACAGUUGAUUACGAAUUAAUGCAGAUCGAGAGGCAGCUCACGAACAACAUCGGUAAAUCAGCUGGUUUGAAAGAUUUAUUCAGAGACAGAGGAACGUUUAUGGCAUUGAUCAUAUCAGUGACUCUGUUCGCUGGACAACACACCUCUGGAUAUGCUAUUUUGUUCUCCUACACAACUACAAUAUUCGACAAAGCCAAGUGCUCGGUGGAUCCCGAUCUGGCAUCAAUAAUCAUCGCUGUUAUCCAAAUCAUCGGUUCAUCGACGUCAUCCUUGACAAUAGAAAAUCUGGGAAGGCGAAAGCUGGUGAUAAUAGCCUGCAUGGGAAUGAUAAUCAGUCACUUCGGUUUUGGAACAUUUUUGAUCCUCCAAUCUCGCCACUACGACUUGUCGGCGGUGUCCUGGCUGCCCCUGGUCACAAUGUCCAUCUUCGCACUGGCCUUUUGUGCAGGAUUGGGCCCACUGACCUCCACAGUCGCAUCGGAAAUCUUCAGUGCAGAUAUCGUGAGCCUCGGCCUGUCAGUCUCUCUCUCCACUGAAUUUAUUUCCAAUUUUUUGACAACACUAGCUUUUCCCUCGAUGACUGCUGUAUUUGGCAUGCACGUCAGCUUCUUCAUCCUGGCAUUAUUCACGGGUUUCACACUUGUAAUUAUAUAUUUCCUUCUGCCUGAGACGAAAGGACGAUCGAAGCUGGAUAUUUUCGAAGAAUUGAAUGGACAAACAAGGAAACGUGAGUUCAGGUCUGUACCUCUCGACGAGGAAAGUGUUGAGAAGAAUGAGUUCUUGCAACAAGCGAUUGAGUGUAAUGGACUGGCCGUUUGAAUUUUCCCGCCCCAGGGAUGAGAGCUAUUCCGCACAAGUGUGAGAAAAUUCAUGGAAAAUUCCUGAUAUCAAUGACUGAACUCAGAGUUCAGCAGCGAAGUGGUAAAACGAGAAGUCACUUCCGACCGUCGACGGUUUUUGACGAAUAUCUCGAAAUUUAGGGGAGAUAGAAAAAUUUUUGAUAGAACAUUUUUUGUGGAGAAAAUCGAGCUCUAAAACAAAUGUCAUUACGAAAAUUCCGCUACUCCCUCGAGAUUCUGAGAUAUUCCCUAAAAAUCCGGCUUAGAAGUAAGUUAACGAUAUUGUUUUCCCACUUCGCUACCGAUUUGACUCUGCGCUGAUAGCAGAAUUCGGUUGAUAUUACCGCGGUUCUUGUGCAGAUUCUGACCUCCCGAGUUGCUAAAUGAAGUUGUCAAACACUUAUUAAUCAUUCACGUCAAAGCCAACUGCGUUUAUCUUAAUGAAAUCCACAAGAUCGGCCGAUUACUGCGCAUUUGGUCCAUCUAAAUAUAAUAUUUCAACUAUUUUUCAAGGCUGCUGCAAUUCGUACGAGAUUUUCAUCGUCAGAAUGAAUGAACAUUUAUAGACAACUUAUAGGACAUUUCUAAUAACUCAUACACUCACAGUAUGAGUUCAGUUUAGGCAAUUGCGGAACAUCACUUCGCACCGAUAUUUUCCUCAUCUUUUUUCCGCCAGAUCGUUUUACAUUGGGAAAAUGAUAUGCCAUCUACAGGAAAAAGGAAUUUAUUAUCAUAGCUGACGUAAUUGUUGAGAUGUUGAGUAGUCUGUAAUGAAUAAACCACAAUGUUGUUAUA